UCACCUCUCCAGUGGAUCCAGCCAUGGCAAGACUCAGCGAGGAACAGUAUCGAUCGUUUGGUACUCAGAUCUUGCCUGAGCUGUUUUUGACCAGUUCCUACGAGGCCAAAGAUGCCGCGUGGCUGAAGAAACACCGCAUUACGCACUUGGUCAGUGUGGCCGAGGAGUGUCCUCCCAGUAGUGCUCUGGCGUUGAAAAGUUUGCACAUCCCGUUGAGAGAUUCGCCCCGCACUGAUGUUGCGUCGCACUUUGCGGAAGUCUUCGACUUCAUUGAUGCGGGCCGGAAUUCGGCAUGUUGCGCAGUGCUGGAGUGCCGGAUUUGUCAUCGGCUAUCUCAUGCAGAAGGAGAAGUGCAAUCUCCACCAGGCCUUGUCUCGAGUGAAGUCUGUGCGCAGUUUUGUGGAGAUGAAUAUUGGCUUCCACAAGCAGUUGCUGGACUUGGAGCACAGCUUGUCAUUUUCCGGCCCUUCAGUGCCGCUCAACGCCGAAGCGUGCCAUGAUCUCCUGGAGAUGGAUGUGAUCACUCCAGAUGAAAUAAACAAAUAUUGCGACGACGAUAAAAUAUCGAUCAAAUAAAAUAAA
Messenger RNA from Cladocopium goreaui, 582 nucleotides. NCBI's taxonomy places the organism in Eukaryota, Dinophyceae, Suessiales, Symbiodiniaceae. The record is from the annotation of a GenBank genome assembly.